CGGUUGCGCGCUGAGGGGAGGGGGGGGGGGAGAAGGCGGCGGCGGCCUAUGACGAGCUGAGGGUCGAGCUCCUCUUGCUCUCCUUCCUUCCUUCAGCCGAGGAGAGACCAUGCUGCGGGCCUGUCAGCGCGCGGGGAGCACCGCGGCUCAGAGUUGUCUGUGUGGAAAAAGUUCACUCCGUCCUUUACGUCUAUAUCGUGGAUAUUCAACAUCUGGAGAAUCUGGUGUCUCUGCAGGCAAAAUUAUUGGUGCCAGUGUUUUGUUUGUUGGUGGAGGAGUAGGUGGAACAAUUUUAUAUGCUAACUAUGAUCCACGCUUUCGGGAAAAUGUGGAGAAGACCAUCCCUUAUUCCAAUAACGUCUUUGAAAUGGUGCUGGGUCCUCCUCCUUACAGUAUUCCAACACCAAAGAAACCGAUACAACCAGGUCCACUAAAAAUUUCCUCUGUAGCAGAGGUAAUGAAAGAAUCUAAACAACCUGCUAUCAAAUCUCAAAAGAGUAAAACAGAGGUACCUUCAGCUGCUAGUGAAGAUAAAAAAGCCCACUCUGAGGUCGCACAGAUAAUCUCAGCAACAGGUGAAGCUGUGUCAGUUCCAGCUCCAGGGAUACAGGAAAAGGAUCAAAGCAAAACCCGUGCUCAUCCUGAAGAAAAACACAAGCCUUCCGACUUAGGGAAAGAACAAAUGCACAAAGAUUUACCUGUUGUAAAAGAGAGGCCACCUGAAGAGGUUGCAGCGCGUCUUGCACAACAAGAUAAAGAGGAACAAGCAAAAAUUUCAGCACUUGCAUCUACCUUGGAAAGUGCUCUGAAUAAUACUGCACGUGUCACUUUGCAAGCAAUUACACUCCAGGAAGCCGCUGUGCAAGCUGUUAACCUUCAUGCUCAGAAACUAAAAGAGGCCAUGGAUGAAUCUGAGGUUCCAAGUGACAGAAAGGCAACUCAGUGGCGAACAUUGGAGGAAGCACUGAAGGAUCGGAGGAAAGCUGUGGAUGAAGCUGCCGAUGUCCUUUUAAAAGCCAAAGAAGAACUGGAAAAAAUGAAAGGGGUGAUUGAUGGUGCCAAGAAGUCACAGAUUUCAGGGACCAAACCACAUAUUUUGGCUGCAGAAGAGAGCCUUCAUCAUAUGAUAGUUGACCUGGACAGUGUGGUCAAAAAGGUCCAGGCUGCUCAGUCAGAGGCUAAAAUUGUAACUCAGUACCAUGAACUAGUAGCUAAAGCAAGAGAUGAAUUUCAGAAGGAGCUUGAUAGCGUUACUCCAGAAGUUCAGCCUGGUUGGAAAGGUCUCAAGAUAACUGAUCUAGCUGGCAAGCUGACCACAGAUGACUUGAACUCUCUCAUUGCUCAUGCUCAUCGACGUAUAGACCAGCUAAAUAAAGAGCUGGUGGAAUUGAGAGUCCGCGAAAAGCAACACAUUGAGGUAGCCCUGGAAAAACAGAAACUGGAAGACAAAAAAGCUUUUGAAUCAGCUGUGGCAAAGGCACUAGAGCAUCAUAAGAACGAAAUCCAGAUUGAACAGGAAAAGAAGGUUGAAGAAGCCCAAGCAGUUAUGGAGGGUGAAAUGAGAACUCAGCUCCGUCGACAGGCUGCUGCACAUACUGAUCAUCUAAGAGAUGUUCUCCGGAUUCAAGAGCAGGAACUCAAGCUAGAGUUUGAGCAGGGAUUGGCAGAGAAACUUAGUGAACAAGAAUUGCAAUAUAAGCGACUCACUCAGGAACAACUUGACAACUUCACUCUGGACAUCAACACAGCCUAUGCCAGGCUAAGGGGGAUUGAGCAGGCAGUUGAAAGUCACUCAGUUGCUGAGGAAGAAGCCAGGAAGGCCCAUCAACUGUGGCUUUCAGUUGACGCUCUAAAGCAAAGCUUGAAAACGGCCUCUGGAGACAGCCCCACUGAGCCCUUGGAGGGUGCCGUAGAAGCCAUCAAAGCCAGCUGUUCUGACAACACCUUCACCAAAGCCUUAACGGCUGCCCUUCCCCAGGAAUCACUCAACCGUGGGGUGUACACAGAAGAGGCCCUGAGAGCACGGUUCCAUAAUGUCCAAAAGCUGGCUAAGAGAGUGGCAUUGAUAGAUGAAACAAGAAAUAGCUUGUACCAGUACUUCUUGUCGUACCUGCAGUCCCUCCUCUUGUUUCACCCUCAGCAGCUGAAGCCACCUGCAGAGCUUGGCCCUGAAGACCUGGACACCUUUAAGUUGCUUUCUUACGCAUCCUAUUGCAUUGAGCAUGGCGAUCUAGAAUUGGCAGCUAAAUUUGUCAAUCAGCUGAGAGGAGAAUCCAGGAGAGUGUCACAGGACUGGUUAAAUGAAGCACGGAUGACCUUAGAGACAAAACAAGUGGUGGAUAUCCUCACUGCCUAUGCCAGCGCUGUGGGGCUGGGGACAACUCAGGUGGACUGAAAUGGGCCAGGCAUGCAAGACAAUUCAGAAUUAAUCAAAUGGAAAGCAAGAUUUAUAACAGUUUUGGAGGGAAAAGAAUAGAGAGGCCAGGCCUGAAGCGUUUCCAAAUCACACCAGAGCCUUGGUGUCACUGGACACGUGGUAUUCUGUCUCCUAUUACACUUACCACCUAUACCUGUUGCAUUUGUAUCCCUUUUAUCUUCAGCCAUUUAUCAUGUCUGGAUUUUGAGUUUUUUUGGUGCAACUUAUAACAAAAUUUAAGUUUCCGGGUAUCACUGAUCAGGCUUGCGAGUCAACCAAAAUAAUGUUUAUAACCUCUAUUACUGAUUUGGCACUUGAUCUAAUUAAAAUAAAAAGUGUUUUAAAAAGGA
Anolis sagrei ordinatus is the source of this 2766-nucleotide messenger RNA. RefSeq names its product inner membrane mitochondrial protein (gene IMMT). Gene Ontology annotation, biological process: cristae formation. The record is from RefSeq and is a predicted model, not a curated record. Gene Ontology annotation, cellular component: MICOS complex. NCBI's taxonomy places the organism in Eukaryota, Metazoa, Chordata, Lepidosauria, Squamata, Anolidae.